This is a messenger RNA of Olea europaea var. sylvestris, 1821 nucleotides long. Its product is annotated as 50S ribosomal protein L31, chloroplastic-like. Gene Ontology annotation, molecular function: structural constituent of ribosome. The transcript is spliced from 3 exons. Bases 110 to 511 code for a protein of 133 amino acids. Gene Ontology annotation, cellular component: ribosome. The record is from RefSeq and is a predicted model, not a curated record. Lineage: Eukaryota; Viridiplantae; Streptophyta; Magnoliopsida; Lamiales; Oleaceae. Gene Ontology annotation, biological process: translation.
AAGUUGAAUUUUCAUUACCUCGUGAGCCCAAACGCCCCCCGCCAUACAAUCUUGAUCCUCAAUUUCCAUUGCUAAUUCUUGCUCUCUGUGUCUCCCUCGAAAAACAAAUAUGGCGCUGACUCUAUCCAGUCCAUUCGUGUACAAAAAUCUCUGUACUCCCCCGCUUUCUCUCACUGACAAGGUGAAGGGAGUGAUUGGCAGCAAUCGGAUGCGGUGGAGUUGCAGGAAGAAGGACAUACACCCGAAAUUCUUUGAAAAUUCGAAAGUGUACUGCAAUGGUGAACUGGUUAUGACUACUGGUGGAACCAAGAAAGAGUAUGUUGUGGAUGUAUGGUCUGGGAACCACCCAUUUUACCUGGGUAGCAGGUCACAGCUUCUCGUUGAUGCUGACCAGGUUGAAAAAUUCCGUAAGAAAUUCGGUGGGUUGUCGCAGAUUAUGGAAAUCCCUGUGCUUAAAGGAGAGAUUGUUCUUCCUCCCAAGAGGAAGUCUGCCAAAGGGAAAAAGAAGUAAUUCAGAUAUGUCCGUAUUUCAGGUUUUUUGUUGAUGUAUUUUAGUUGGGUUUGUGCAUUCACUUUAAUGUAUGGUGAAUUAUUGAAUUGGACUGUUUCACUGUAACAGAAGGUGGGGUUUGGAUUUAUGGUUAUCUUGAUAGUUUUUGAUUUCUUGAAGUUGUUUGGAGUUUAUGUAUUUCAUCUGGUACUGUGUUACAAAAGGUGGAUGAUGAGUUAAUAUUUAAUUUUGUCUUGAUUUCUUGAAUUUGUUUUGGAAUUCACUUAGUAUUGUGUUGACAGAAUUGGGUUACAAUGCAAAACGCAUUCUUGUGACGAUUUGGUAUUUGAUUAUUCUUGAUUUCUUGAAAUUUGUUAUGGAAUAAGCACAUUUCAUGAAUUGGUUUUGGAAUAACUGCAUUUUAUCUUGUAGUGUAUUAAACCAGCUGAUUUCUGUAAAUAGAAGAGCAAGUUGUUCAUAAAGCCAUGAUAUAAAAUUAAGUAAUUUUUAUGAAUAAGAUUUACAGCUAAACAUGGUUGGAAUUGAGUCAAGAUGCAAUAGGUAUUCUUGUAACGAGCUGAAUUGAGGUAUUUGCCUUUAAAUUCUAUUGAUAUUAAUUAAUGAGAUAUUUUUAGUACUUGUAACAUUUUCCCUUUCUCAUCUUGCAGUUAUUUUAUGAUUGUGGAGAAAUCAGAUUCUAUGAUCCGUCAUCGACUUGUUUUGGGGAUAUAAAAAUUUCUCUUGACUAUAUCCUUUUUUUCUAUUGAUUUUAUCUUGCUAAAUUUAUGUCCGAAACUAAAAGAGCGCUUUAAACAAAAAUGCUGUAGAAGGUCUCUUAAGUCACAAGUCUUGUGUAAUCAGUGGGCAUUUGUUAGAAGUUCGUUUUGGGCUGAUCUUGUUGAGGAAAACAUCAAUAUAUUAUGAGUUUCACAGACAAAAUCAUCGCAUUUUGACUUAAAAACUGACUUCGAUCUAUAAAUUAGACAAAAAAUGUCGACAUAUUUUCAUUAUCCUGAAUGUAGGGUGGAAGCUCCUAUCUUCAUUUAGCUGCAUCCAUGUCCUUGUGAUGGUUUAUUUCAAUUUUGCAGAUUCUAAAGGAUACCUGAGAUUGUCAUUUUUACUGCUGAAUUUGAUGAUUGCAGAUACCAACAGAAGGUUAACAAAGUACAGAUGUUACAGAGAAAGAAAUGAUAUCUUCCUAUGAUACCUUCCCUACCAAUAUUCCUUUCUCAAAGAGAAAACAAGGCUGAUGAAUGCUGAAAAUCUAGAGUUCUUAAUAAAGUUUGAUGAACAGAGGUAUUGAUGAAGGAAGGAUGUAAAAAUUAUAAUAA